AUGGCGGAAAGGUUGAAACGCCGUUCGGGCAAACCCCAGGGCCCAGGUAUAAACGGGGGCCCCUUGAAAAAAGGGGGAGACUCGUUUAGCGUGGCGGGGGACACUGUCCCCGGGUGGGGCGGAUUUUUGGGGGGCGCUGGUAAGGGGGGUUUAAACCGCGGGUUCGGAAGAGAUGAUUGUGGGCCUGGCACCCCGAUUUUUGGGACGCUUUGCCGGGCCCGCAGCGGGAAAAUUUUAAAGUCAAAACCCGGACACCUAGGGCCCGGGGGUGGCGUGGCAGGGCCUUGGAGUUUGAGGUUCCCAAAGGCAGCCCGUGGGCCCAGGGGGGCUGUCAGCCCCGCCCUGACCCCUGGGGCCCCGGGAAAGGGCUGCAAGGACUGUGGCAGGUUGGCCCAAACCCAGUCAGUCCUAAGGCUAAAGGGAAUGGGGGCAGGAGGAAAAAUCGGACAGGCUGGAGAAGGGGGGCCCAAAAAACCCAGCCCUCCCGGGGCCCGGGCCCCGACCUUUGGGUAA
Penaeus monodon (black tiger shrimp) is the source of this 513-nucleotide messenger RNA. RefSeq names its product collagen alpha-1(I) chain-like. The record is from RefSeq and is a predicted model, not a curated record. The coding region runs from base 1 to 513 and encodes 170 amino acids. NCBI's taxonomy places the organism in Eukaryota, Metazoa, Arthropoda, Malacostraca, Decapoda, Penaeidae. The transcript is spliced from 2 exons.